Molecule: messenger RNA, 543 nt
Organism: Arctia plantaginis
Lineage: Eukaryota; Metazoa; Arthropoda; Insecta; Lepidoptera; Erebidae
Source: the annotation of a GenBank genome assembly
AUGUUUUGUCGCUUGUCCAAAUAUUCUGCCCAUUCGGAAGAUAAGUGUGGCAAUUACUAUGUAGUCAGCGACCUCAAAGUCGAAAGAGACGUGCCUUAUCGAUGGGGUGGCGGCCGCGGGGCCCGGCGGACAGCGCAUGCAUUUCACGCGCGGCCGCUCCGAGCCCAUCUAUACCUGACGUUGACGCUCGCGAUCUUAUUACCGAGCCGUCGAGAAAAAAAAACAAAGGAAGCGGCGGCGAGCGGUGCGGCCUCGGAGAUUUAUGGAGGCGCGGCGCCGCCGGGGGCCGUUGUGUCCCCGAAUCGCGCUCGCGGCUUCCAGGAAGCGCGAUGCGGGCGAGGGUUGGCUUGCACAGCGAAUAUUGAUUACCCACUGGUCGUACUAUUAAUAGGAGGUCGGUUGACGUCGCCCGGUGGGAGUUCACCCGCUCUGUCCGCACUCGACCCACGCGAGCUGAGUACGUUCGCCUUUCCGGCGUCCAUUUCGCUAAUUGCCUCAAGCCGCACCGGCCUCACGGUUCUUAGUGCUGUGUGUACUAACUAA